CUCGGCGUGAAACGGCGAGUCAUUUUGCUGGGAUAAAUUUGAAUGCCCAGCCAAAUGGGUCAGCAGCGCAAGCCGCCGUGGCGAGAGACGCUGAGCUGCAAGACGACCAAAGCCAAGGCGGUAUUGCGCAGCGGAAACGACGACGAGGCCAACCCGUACCACGCCGUGCUCUCGAUUUUGCCCACCGACCUGUACGAAGAGAAGCGGGCGUUUGCCGCCAAAACGUGCCGGGGAAAGCUCCCGCUCAAGCCAGACAAGGGCCGCGAGCCAUACGGCGUCCAAAUCGACAACAACAUUCCAUUGGGCAUCUACGACACGGACCGUGGGCGUCACCAGGGCAUUGCAAAAGCAGUGGCGUCGUCGCAGCAGACGUACGCCCCGGCGUUCAAAUCCCGUCGCGGCCGGUUCCUCGGCGUGCCCAACUACAAGCUCUCGACGCAUGCCAUCAACGCCAAGGAGCCUUACGCGAACCCGGAGCAGAUGGGACCGGGCACCUACAAGCUGCGUCCGACGACGCUCGUCAUCAAGCAUUUGCACGAGCCCGGGUACACGUUUACGAGCCAAGUUGAUCGCUUCGAGUCGCCCCAGCGACCGUAUGCCGAGUCGGCGACGACCAACGCACUGCCAUCGACACUUGGGAAGGCGCCGGUGAGCACAGUGGCCGUGUCCAUGACCCCGCGCUUCACGUCCGACUCGACCUUUCCCGAGAACUAUGCAUCGUCCAAGCACCAGCGCAUUUUCUACCCGCCCGAUAUUGUCUACGACAAGCCGCUCAUUAAAGGCACGAUCCAGGAUCGUGUGGCCACGACGCACGUCAAGUACUCGGCCAUGACGUCGCAGGCCGGGCGGCUUGUCUCGACGGCGUCCAUGGUCCACAAUGCCGUAGGCGUGCCACGCUUGCAGGCGUCGACCAGCGAUGCGCUCGGGCCGGGUGCGUACGCGACGCCAUCGACCUUUGCCAAGCCAGAGACGAGCAGCGGUGCCCUGCCGCAAGUCUCGGAGCACUCCAAGGACCGGUUCGGCAUGAAGGCGACCAAGCAUGCGCAGUGCAUCGAGACGCGCUUCCGGAGGUUCUGCGUCUCGUAGCUCGUGGUCCACCGCUCUCUGCCGCCAUCUUGCUCUUCCGCGCGACUUCGCGAAAUCGCCCAAGUCGAAGCAUAUCCAAAACCAAUUCCAUGGCAUUUUAUUCUUUCGUCCAUUUAUAUUUCGUGAUUGUAUCCAGAAUUAAAAGAGCAGAAUAAAAUGGUCGAGCACGGGCCA
This is a messenger RNA of Saprolegnia parasitica CBS 223.65, 1260 nucleotides long. RefSeq lists its product as hypothetical. Lineage: Eukaryota; Oomycota; Saprolegniomycetes; Saprolegniales; Saprolegniaceae. The record is from RefSeq and is a predicted model, not a curated record. Bases 43 to 1086 code for a protein of 347 amino acids. The transcript is spliced from 12 exons.